Molecule: messenger RNA, 2353 nt
Organism: Ochotona curzoniae (black-lipped pika)
Lineage: Eukaryota; Metazoa; Chordata; Mammalia; Lagomorpha; Ochotonidae
Gene: PIK3IP1
Product: phosphoinositide-3-kinase interacting protein 1
Exons: 6
Coding region: 122-931 (269 amino acids)
Source: RefSeq, a predicted model, not a curated record
GCUGUUUACCAGAAGAGCAUAACAAGGGCAGGUCUGACUGCAAGGGCUGAGUCCCGGAAGGCAGAGCCGCUGCCAAGGGGGGGACCCUGGUUGGACACUUGGGUGUUCAGGCACCUGCAGGAUGGAGGAGGGGAGGAGGAUGCAGUUGGCCUGGGUACAAACCUUGGUCCUCAGCAACAUGCUCCUUGCAGAAGCUUACGGAUCUGGAGGCUGCUUCUGGGACCACGGUCACCUGUACCGAGAGGACCAGCCCUCCCCAGCGCCGGGUCUCCGCUGCCUCAACUGGCUGGACGUGCAGAGUAACCGCUUGGCGUCGGGCCCCGAGUCGGGCGCCGCCGACAACCAUAACUACUGCCGGAACCCAGACCAGGACCCUCGCGGACCCUGGUGCUACGUUAGCGGCCAGACGGGUGCCCCUGAGAAGCGGUCUUGUGAGGACUUGCGCUGCCCAGAAACCACCUCCCAGGACCCUGGAGCCUCCACUACAGAGACAGAGGAGGAAGCACCGGGGACGGAGCCAGCACAGGUGUUCCCUCCUGCUAACGCCCUGCCUGCUCGGAGCGAGGCGGCCGCUGUGCAGCCCGCGGUUGGCAUCAGCCAGCGGGUGCGGAUGAACUCCAAGGACAAAAAGGACUUAGGGACUCUAGGCUAUGUACUGGGCAUUACCAUGAUGGUGAUCAUUAUUGCCAUCGGAGCUGGCAUCAUCUUGGGCUACACCUACAAGAGGGGAAAGGAUCUGAAAGCACAGCACGAGCAGAAAGCGUGUGAGAGGGAGAUGCAGCGGAUCACCCUGCCCCUGGCUGCCUUCACCAACCCCACCUGCGAGCUGGUGGACGAGAAGACCGUGGUGGUCCAUGCCAGCCAGACCCCGGUGGGCCCCCAGGAGGGCAGCACUCCCCUCAUGGGCCAAGCUGGCACUCCGGGAGCCUGAGCCCCUGCUGUGCAGGAGCCCAUGCAGAGACACUGGUGCAGGACAAGCCCCACCUCCUACAGCAGGGAGGAUCUACACUUUGUGUUGUGGUUCAAAUCCUACUUUUUUUUUUGAGUGGAUCCUAAUUGUCAGAAGCACGUGGCACGCUGUGGACUUUGAGGGCAAGGCUGGGCAGGGCCUUCCCAUGCUCUUUCUCCAGCCCUUGGAAAAGGUAGUUUUGCCUAUGGAGGGAGGUGGUGGUGGUGGCGGCUGCUGACAAGGGCUUCCGAACAUUGCCUGCACCCCUGAAGUGUUCCCCGGGGACAGAGGAGCUCCCCCACGCUCCUCAGUGCUUGCCCAAGAUGGUCUCCAUCUCCGCCUUUCCAUCUGUUUUCCAUGGAUUCAGUGGCGUACACUGUUAUCCAUAGCUACAAGGUCAAGCAGAUCAAGAAGGGGAGGGGGGAAGUAUAUUUUAGCUUGUAAACUAUUCAAGAUAGAAUUCCCUGCUGACCUCUGAGAGCCGGAAAUGAGUCUGUGGAGAAGUCAGAAUUUGGGGCUGAGGACAGGAUGUAGGCUGGGUGUGUGUGCUCCAGCUUGCUAGCAUUGAGUGAUGUGCCUUGAUACCCGUGGGCCAGGCCCGGGCCCAGGAACCCUUCCUGCUGCAUAAGGGAAGGGGGUUGAAUUGCACUAAACAUUCCACUUAGGAAGAAGGUUGAAAGAAGGCUCUGCUCUUGCUUUGGGCCACAGGGGCUGCAGAGGUGGGCCUGAGGUAGCCCCCACACAGUGUUUGUGCAGGCUAAGCAGUGACCUCAUGUUACGGGUAAGAGAGCAGCCAGCUAACCUGUGGAGAAUUGCACUAAGGGACCCUGUGAUUUGCUUCUGGAAAUGAAGCUCAGAAGAAAGGCAACACAGCACUUCAGGGCAUGUUCUGUGGUGGGGCCUCCAAGGCCAGCAGCGCUUUCUGAGGGGACAGCAGAGUUAGGAUCACGCCCUUGAACUUGUAACAAUCAUGCAACCAUUGGAAAGGAUGUUAGGGCUCUUCAAGCAUUUUAGGCCCAGGGGGGAAAAAGUGAUUUUGUUCCUUCCCCUCCCCCAGGUCAGAGGGCAAGACACUGGCACAGGCAAGAGGAGGGCCCAGCUUUCUGACCGUGAGCAAGUGUUAACGUUUCUCCAAUGCACUGUGCUGCCCUGUGCUGGGGGCUCAGCGGGGCUUCCUAGUGUUGAGGUCACACUUGGAAGUCCUGGCUGUGCUCCCCAACCACAGAGCUUCCCUCCCAUACCCCUUCUACUGCCCCAAAGUGGAGUGGCGGGUGGGGUCCCUUGGUGUUAAUGAUGCUGGACAAGAGAACAUUACUGGUUUCUACUUUUCUAUAACAGCAUUUCUCUGUAUACAUGUUUUAUAUACCUCAUACCUGCAUAUAUAAAGUACGAGAAAUUGCUCUG